GUCCGGGAGGAGAUAAACAUGCAUUCCAUCGCGCUUCUGCUGAUCGCUGCCGCCUUCGGCACGCGGAUUGCGGCUGUCCCUCGUCACCCCAUCAUUCAAGAGGGAGACGACGUAAUUGUGAAUAUAGAGGACGGAGCUCUGAGGGGCGUAGUGGCCACAUCAUUGAACGGCGUUCUCUACAACAAGUUCCUGGGAAUACCGUACGCCACACCACCUCUGGGAGAUCUCCGAUUCCGCGCCCCACAACCGGCAGCCUCCUGGUCCGGGGUUCGAGACGCGCUGUCCUUCGCGGACGCUUGCGCUCAGCCCCUCUUUUUCGGCCUGAUACCUAUCACUACCGGCUCCGAAGACUGUCUCUACCUCAACGUCUACGCGCCGGCUGCGGUGAGUGGUCCUUACCCCGUCAUGGUCUACAUCCACGGUGGAGCCUUCAAGGGCGGUAGUUCUUCGAGUUCAACUCCGCACAACUUCGUGGAGAAGGGCGUUGUGCUAGUCACAAUCGCCUACCGUCUCGGAGCCCUUGGUUUCCUGAGCCUGUUGAACGACGACAUCCCGGGCAAUGCGGGUUUCAAGGACCAGGUGCUGGCGCUACAGUGGGUGCAGAGGAACAUCGCGGCCUUUGGCGGAGAUCCUAGCAGCGUUGUCAUAUUUGGGGAAAGUGCAGGUGGCGGCUCCACGUCACAUCUUUUCCUCUCACCGGCCACCAAGGGACUCUUCAGUGGAGUGAGCAUGGAGAGUGGGGUAGCAACGACACCCUGGGCGCUGACAGACAAACCCCGCGAGAGGGCGUACCGGAUGGCGGAGGCGCUCGGCUUCCAGGCGCAGGGCGACGACCACACUGACGACGACGACGCGCGGCUGGCUGCCUUCCUUCGCGCCGCCAACUACACAGACCUCACCGAUGACGACUCUAUCGCACUCACGGAUUUCGAGAAGCGCUGUCCACUCCCGCUGGCAUUCCUGCCCGUCGUGGAGCCGCCGUCGGACUCAGCGGUGAUCGUCGAGCCUCCAGCGGACGUUCUCAAGGCAGGCAGCUACAACCAGGUGCCCAUCAUGCUGGGCGUCACUUCCGGAGAAGGGGCCGUCGUACUCAUGUUGUCCAAUCUGCUAACACAAGCGGGGAUCGCCGACAUGAAGGAGAACUUCACGGCGCUGGUCGGCUCCCAGCUGCCGCUGCCCACGGAGGAACAGCGGACUCGUGCGGCGGAACAACUGGAGCAAUUCUACUUUGGGGACGAGGGCUUCUCUAUGGCCCAGAUGCAAGCUGUUAUUGAUCUGUUUUCCGACUUGUACUUCAUACAUCCAGCGGACUCCUUCGCUAGGGCCGUAGCUAACUCCAGCAAUCUACCUAUUCACUUCUAUUACUUCGGGUACAAUGGAACCGGAUCUUCAGAUUACGGUAUGGUUCAUGCAGGGGAACUUCUGUAUCUGUUUCCGACCAACUCAUCGGGACCAAUCACGAAUCCUAACUCCAACGACGGGAAGGUGGCAAGUCAGUUGGCAACACUGUGGACCAAUUUCCCCAAAUACGGGGAUCCAGCGCCGUCUGGAAGUCCAGUGGUGUGGGAAAAGUUGACGGAGAAUGCUUCCAACUAUCUGGAUAUGGAAUUGGAAUUUGUGACACGUCAAGACUUGCUUAAGGAACGGAUGGAUUUCUGGAGGAGUAUACUAUCUUCUUGAUGAUAUGUAUGUUGUAAUACUCUUUGUCAUACAAUACACAGUGCAAAAUAAAC
This is a messenger RNA of Schistocerca cancellata (South American locust), 1733 nucleotides long. RefSeq names its product juvenile hormone esterase-like. The transcript has 10 exons. Lineage: Eukaryota; Metazoa; Arthropoda; Insecta; Orthoptera; Acrididae. Bases 19 to 1680 code for a protein of 553 amino acids. The record is from RefSeq and is a predicted model, not a curated record.